Engraulis encrasicolus (European anchovy) is the source of this 3220-nucleotide messenger RNA. Its product is annotated as tripartite motif-containing protein 16-like. NCBI's taxonomy places the organism in Eukaryota, Metazoa, Chordata, Actinopteri, Clupeiformes, Engraulidae. Gene Ontology annotation, molecular function: protein binding; zinc ion binding. Bases 155 to 2158 code for a protein of 667 amino acids. The record is from RefSeq and is a predicted model, not a curated record. The transcript has 7 exons.
CAGAGGCACACUGAUCAGUUGCUUUCCAACCAGCAGUAAACAGAAAUAAGAAGAAGAAGAAGAAGAAGAAGAAGAAGAAGAAGAAGAAGAAGAAGAAGAAGAAGAAGAAGAAGAAGAAGAAGAAGGGAGUUGCAGAGUCAAACAGAAGAGUGCAAUGGCAGCGUCUGGUCAGAAUCCCUUUAGCUGUGCAGUGUGUCUGGAUACAUGGAGGGAUCCAGUGACUAUUCCAUGUGGACACAAUUACUGCAUGCACUGCAUUAGUGCCUGCUGGGACAAAGAAGAUGAGAAGGGUGUGUACAGCUGCCCUCUGUGCAGCGAGCCGUUCAGCCCAAGGCCUCCUCUGAAGAAAAACACAGUGUUGGCCGAGCUGGUGGGGAAUAUGAAGGUUCAGAUUGUGACCAGUGUGCCGUCUGUUGUGUGCUAUGCUGAACCUGGAGAUGUGGAGUGUGACUUCUGCACUGGAAGAAAACUAAAAGCUGAGCAAUCCUGCCUUGCAUGUCUGGUUUCCAUGUGUGAGACGCACCUCCAGCCUCACCUGGACGUUCCAGCAUUGAGGAAACACAAGCUAGUCAAGGCCAGGGCCGGGUUGCAAGACAGGGUCUGUGCCAAACACGACAAGCCCCUCGAGGUGUUUUGCUGCACCGACCAGACCUGCAUCUGCAUGUUGUGCACAAUGGACGACCACAAAGGCCACGAGACCACAUCAGUUGCAGCAGAAAGACGUCAUAAACAGAAUCAAGUGGCGGAGACAAGGAGUCACUUCCAGCAGAAAAUCCAACAGACAGUGACAACCCUUCAAACCCUGAGAGAAAGGAUGGCAAAUCACAAGACAAUGUCAGAAAAGACACUGGCACACAGUGAGAAGAUCUUCACCGAACUGAUACAGUAUUUUGAGGGGAAGCGUUCUGAGGUGAGAGAGCUGAUCUCGGCCCAGCAGAAGCAGGCUGGCCUGAAUGCUGAGGAGAUGGUCCAGGAGCUGGAGCAGAGGAGCACUGAACUGAAGAAAGGAGAUGCUGAGCUGGCAGAGCUGUGUCAUGAGGAGGAUCAUAGCUGGUUUCUACAGAGGUUCCACACCUUCAAAAACUCUCCUGCGCUUAAAACAUCACCCAUCAUGAUUCUCACGGUGUCAAAAUAUUUUGAAGACCUUUCCCAAUCUCUUUCUGCUUUGAGGCAAACCGUUGAGUCGACUUGUGAUCUGGACAUGGUAAAAAUAUCAGCAAAAAUCAAAGAAAUUGACAUUGCAAAGCAAUUGACAAGAGAAGAUCUCCUCAAAUAUUCCUGUGGGCUGACAUUUGAUCCAAAUACAGCUUCCAAAGAUCUUGUACUAUCCGAGGGAAAUACAAAAGUAACAGCCCAACAGAGCUCUUUUGGUUCUUUGGCUACCUCCAGUAUUGUCCAGCCUUUUGGAACACCACAACAAAAGAUGGGUGUCCUUUUCGGUUCUACCUCCAAUUUUGGACAGCAUAGUCUUGCUUUUGGUGGACCUGUAAUCUGUGUUGGCUUCCCUAAAGUAAAAAAACAACCUAUCGAGCCUCUCAACAGUUCAGGUUUCCUUUCUGGUUCUGGCUUGCACAGCCCUUCUGGUGCAGGUUCUGGCCUUUUUGGUUCUGCAGCUCCCGCUGCUUUUGGGAGUUUUGGUACUGCAGCUCCCGCUGCUUUUGGGAGUUUUGGUUCUGCAGCUAUUUCCUACAAACCUACGCCAUUUAUUGGCAUCUGCCAAGUAUUGUGUGUUCAAAAAUUAACCGGACAAUGCUACUGGGAGAUUGAGAGGAGUAACGAGAAAGAGGUUGAUAUUGGUGUAGCAUACCAAGACAUCUGCAACAUGUAUCCGUCGGCUCGUCUUGGACAAAAUGAUAAAUCAUGGAGUUUAUCCUGUAAGUCUGAAGGAUGCUCUUUUUAUCACCAGGGUAACAAGACUCACAUCAUUGGUCUAAUUCCAGGAAAUAGAAUUGGCGUGUUUCUUGAUCACAAAGAAGGAACUUUGUCCUUCUAUGAUGUCUCUGAUAUGAUUACUUUACUCCACAAAGUGUGCACGAAAUUCUCAGAGCCCCUGUAUGCUGCAUUCUGGUUAGAGGAUCGGGCGAGUUUGAAAAUUGUCCAAGAAGCAGCUCCCCAGGACCUCCCCCUAUUCCACACCUUUUCCACUUUUAACCCCUAGGCUGACGGGCAGGUGGGUCUGACCAAUUCUCUAAAUUGAAAUAAUUAAUGUGAAUUGCUUGGCGACACUUUAUUACUAUGUCCAUUUCCACGUCUGGAGUACUCUCACUAGCCUGACUCUCGCCAAACCCUCCGCACCGUUGCUUGAGCUCACUCAAGGGCCUGGAGGACCUUUGGAUUUGCCCUGCCCCCAAAGCAAAAGGCAGAAGAACCAAUCAGCAUCACAGGACUUUCAGAGAUGUGACAUAGUGUGCAUUCCAAUAUGCGACCUUGCAUCCUCCGCUUGUGCUUAUGGUCUCACAUUUUGCUGAUGCCCCGCCUCCGUGGAGAGAACAAAUCAGUUUCCCCGCUGUCAGCCUAACUAAAAGAAUUUUUGGGGGACUAUUCUUCAUUCACCAUCCAGUUUGCAAAUGAGAAAAUGACUUAACAAUUGAGCUUUUGCGAGAUAUUGAAAUAUAAUGUCAGUGACAUCAUCAUGACGUAUUACUUCCUGGUAUGAGGCCACAAGCACAAGUUGAGGACGCAGGUUCGCAUAUUGGAACGCACACACAGUCAGAGUUGAAGAAGGGAAAAGUAAGUGAAACAUGACAGUUGUUUCAAUGGCCGCUCAUGGACUCACUCAUUACAUUGAUUCUGUAGUUUCAAAUCUGUGAGCAGUUAAAGUGGCACCUCAUUUAAAAUGUCAGACCAGUGUUUCCCCAAUCACAUGCAAGAAUUGUUAUAAACCCAUGCCUUCACAGACCUACGCAUUUGGCAUAGCUCUAAAUGAGUGUUUCCUGUGGCUCUAAGAAAGCCCUAGGGGGGCAUUGAGAAGGAUACUGCUAAGAAGGCAAAGUGCUUAGUUGCCAUUAGGGAGCAUUAGUCCAUUUUAGUUUUUAAUACUAGGGAACAUUGUAAGGCUUAUGGUGAGGUCCAAGGGGUGUUUCUUCAAAAAAGGUUGAGAACCACUCCAGAUGAAUGUCCGUGCAGCAAGGCACAACCCAUUCAUCUGGUGAGAGUCAGGUUACUCUCAUAGUAUCAACACAGUAAUGGCACCUGUCUUGUUAUUGUGGAUUAUAAGGUG